Agrilus planipennis (emerald ash borer) is the source of this 737-nucleotide messenger RNA. Its product is annotated as DEAD-box helicase Dbp80-like. The transcript has 2 exons. Lineage: Eukaryota; Metazoa; Arthropoda; Insecta; Coleoptera; Buprestidae. Gene Ontology annotation, molecular function: RNA helicase activity; RNA binding. Gene Ontology annotation, biological process: poly(A)+ mRNA export from nucleus. The record is from RefSeq and is a predicted model, not a curated record. Bases 126 to 509 code for a protein of 127 amino acids. Gene Ontology annotation, cellular component: cytoplasmic stress granule; nucleus.
UAGAGAUUUUUUGAAGUUUACUAUUCAUUGUGAUUUAUAGCUGAAUUUCAAAAUUAUUCUGUACUUCAAAAUUGAAAUGGUGUUAUUUAUAGACAAGAAAAACUGCGCAUUGGUUAGCCGAAAAAAUGGCACAGGAAGGACAUGCUGUAGCAUUAUUAACAGGAGAUUUAACUGUGGAACAGCGGCUUGCGGUACUUGAUAGAUUUAGAAGUGGACAAGAAAAAGUACUAAUAACUACAAAUGUUUUAUCACGGGGCAUUGAUGUGGAGCAAGUAACGAUUGUAGUAAAUUUCGAUUUGCCAGUGGAUGCCAAUGGAAAAGCUGACUGUGAAACUUACCUUCAUCGGAUUGGUCGCACGGGUCGAUUUGGUAAGCGAGGAAUUGCUAUUAAUUUAAUUGAUUCUCCAGAAUCUAUGGCAGUUUGCGAAACAAUAGAAAAACAUUUUAAUAAAAAAAUCAAGUAUUUAAAUGCCGAGGACUCAGAUGAAAUAGAAAAAAUAGGUUCUUAAAAGCUCGGGCAUUUUAUAAAUAAGUUAUUAAGUCCAAGGAUAAAUUAUCAAUUGUAUAUUGAUGAUAAAAUAAUAUGAAGAUUAUCAUCAAAUUUUUUUUGUGUUGUAUACUACUUUUUCAAUUUAAAGAAAUUCAAAAUGCUUGUCAUUUUUGAAUGUGUUCUUUUAUUGCACGUCCUUUCAUACAACUCAAUACUUUGCGGUUUUAUUAAUCUGUUUAUUAUGAAU